This is a messenger RNA of Cololabis saira (Pacific saury), 1516 nucleotides long. RefSeq names its product rhodopsin. Gene Ontology annotation, cellular component: photoreceptor outer segment; membrane. The record is from RefSeq and is a predicted model, not a curated record. Bases 102 to 1166 code for a protein of 354 amino acids. Lineage: Eukaryota; Metazoa; Chordata; Actinopteri; Beloniformes; Belonidae. Gene Ontology annotation, biological process: G protein-coupled receptor signaling pathway; visual perception; phototransduction. The transcript has a single exon. Gene Ontology annotation, molecular function: G protein-coupled receptor activity.
CAGCUACCGGCUCCAUUUGUAGCAAGGUCCAUCACCACCACUCUCCCGAACAGCCAGAAGAAACACCACCGAAGGGCUGAUCGCAACCGGAAACCGCAACCAUGAACGGCACAGAGGGACCCUAUUUCUAUAUCCCUAUGCAAAACACCACCGGCAUUGUCAGGAGUCCUUAUGAAUAUCCUCAGUACUAUCUCGUCAACCCGGCAGCAUAUGCCUGCCUGGGCGCCUACAUGUUCUUCCUCAUCCUGGUCGGUUUCCCCGUCAACUUCCUCACCCUCUACGUCACCCUCGAACACAAGAAGCUGCGAACCCCUCUAAACUACAUCCUGCUGAACCUCGCGGUGGCCGACCUCUUCAUGGUGUUCGGAGGAUUCACCACAACGAUGUACACCUCCAUGCAUGGCUACUUCGUUCUAGGACGCCUUGGCUGCAAUCUGGAAGGAUUCUUUGCUACCCUUGGUGGUGAAAUUGCCCUCUGGUCACUGGUCGUAUUGGCUAUUGAGAGGUGGGUGGUCGUCUGCAAGCCCAUCAGCAACUUCCGCUUCGGUGAGAAUCAUGCUAUUAUGGGUUUGGCAUUCACCUGGGUGAUGGCUGCAGCUUGUGCCGUGCCCCCUCUUUUUGGCUGGUCUCGUUACAUCCCUGAGGGCAUGCAGUGCUCAUGUGGAAUCGACUACUACACUCGUGCAGAGGGCUUCAACAACGAGUCCUUCGUCAUCUACAUGUUCAGCUGCCACUUCUGCAUUCCACUGGUUGUUAUUUUCUUCUGCUAUGGCCGUCUGCUGUGCGCUGUCAAGGAGGCUGCUGCCGCCCAGCAGGAGUCUGAGACCACCCAGAGAGCUGAGAGGGAAGUCACCCGCAUGGUCAUUAUCAUGGUCUUCGCCUUCCUGACAUGUUGGUGUCCCUAUGCCGGAGUGGCCUGGUUUAUCUUCACACAUCAGGGCUCUGAAUUCGGACCACUCUUCAUGACCGUCCCAGCCUUCUUUGCCAAGAGUUCCUCCAUCUACAACCCAAUGAUCUACAUCUGCAUGAACAAGCAGUUCCGUAACUGCAUGAUCACUACCCUGUGCUGUGGAAAGAACCCCUUUGAAGAGGAAGAGGGAGCCUCCUCUACUGCUUCCAAGACCGAGGCCUCUUCCGUCUCCUCCAGCUCCGUGUCUCCUGCAUAAAAAGAGCGUCAAGCAAAGGCUCCAUGAUCCACUACCCAAGAAGAAGACCUCUGCUCUCCCAGGGAAACGACUGAAGGCUAAAGUCUACAGAAAUAACUUCCUUUUUGUAUUUUUACAAAUGAGUUGGUUCAACUUAAAAGACAGUUGCAGGAAUGAUCAGCCCAUUACAGAGUUAUUCCUGUAUGUACAGAAUAUCCAACUUAACAAUCUUUUGAGAAUUUUUUUUUUUCCUGAGAAGAAAGGAAAAAAUGUUAAUCUUUCACAGUUGGACCCUAUAUGAUACUGGCUUAUUUUUGAAUGUAGAGGCAUGUAAUCAAGGCAACGUAAAAUAAAACGCACUUUGCAAAUGA